Messenger RNA from Prorocentrum cordatum, 1743 nucleotides. NCBI's taxonomy places the organism in Eukaryota, Dinophyceae, Prorocentrales, Prorocentraceae. The record is from the annotation of a GenBank genome assembly.
AGCUUCUGGGGCUCAAUCUCUUGUGGAUAGUGGCACACGCUUUGCACAUGGCGGCGGAGAUGGCGGGACCCCCGGCGCCGCCGCGGAGACGCCCUGCGGCCCCGGCGCUGCGCGCCCUCCUGCGGCUCGCGCCGGCGCUGCUCGGCGCCGCGGCGCUGCUCGCCCGGCCCGCGGGACCCCGCGGGCUCGGGCCUUUGGUGCCGAGCGGGGGACCGGAUUCGCGGCGGCCGCGGCGCCCGCGGCGGCGGAGGAUUGGCAGAAGCGGUGCUGGCGGCUUCGAUCGUGGAGUGCAUCGAUGUGGUAAUUCCACUGCUCCCUGGAGUGUUGGCGGCCCUGAUAGGGUACGCGCUGUGGACGGUCUUCGGAGCGCGGCCGUCGCCGCCGCGGAAGCCCCUCGCCGCCGCCGCGGGCCUGUGCCUCCUGGCGCUCCUCGCCGCGGCCCGCCUGCAGCUCGGCGGCGGCCUCGGCCUGCGCACGCGCGGCGCGGCCCCUGCGACCGGGCCGAGGACGAUCCUGAACCGGGCCCCCGCGGGCGGCGGUGCCGCUGCGGGCGCCGGGCCGCCGGCUGCGGCGCCGGCCGGGCCCGCGCUGUCCGGCGAGCUGGUGUGUGCGGCAGGAGAGGUGUCUGCUCGCUCCAGCAAGACCCGCGGCAGCCAACAGGUGCCCCGCCGGCUGCGGACUGGACGCGGGGCCUCUCCGAGGCGAUGACGGGUGCGAUGCGGUCUGGGCGCGAACAGGUGGUCAUAGUGUUCUCCCAGCAGAACUGCCGUUGGUGCGAGAAGCUGCGGCCGGUGUUGGAGAGGGCCAUUGUGCAGCGCUCGAAGGUCGCCUCAGGCGCGGACGCCGCCGGGUCGCUCCUCGGCUCGCCGCUGCGGGUGUUCGUUCUCGACGGCGAGCAGUUCGGAGCCAUCGGCGAGCAGUUCGGACCGAGUGAAGUCGUUUCCGGCCAUCAUGUUCUUUGGCCCUCCUGAACAGGAGCCUGUCACGCAUGAGGGCUACCUGGACGACACCAAGUUCGAGGAGUACUUGCAGGUCGUGGCCGGGCCCGACGGGCCAGGGCUACCGUUCCACUAGCGGCGGCCGCUUCGCGGGCGGCACCUUCCCCCGCCACCAAGUUCCCCCAACGGGGGACGAGAGGGGGACGAAGGAAGGUCACUCACCCGCAGUUCCCAUGCGCACGCUUGACGGUGGCAAGCGGUACUGCACGCGCGUGCCUGUCUUUCAGCAUCUGAGCGAGGUUGUUGGCAGCUCCGUCCUCACAGGCUGACGGUAGGAUUAAUGGCCCCGAGGGCCCGCGCGGGGUGCCGCCAGCAGGCCACGAGUGGAAGUUCCUGGUGCUCUCACCAGGCCUCUCGGUUACCGCGUAGAUCUCCCGAGCGCUAUCCUCUCCUUCCCUACGUAGCCUAGGUCUGUGAUCUGUGUACAGACGGCCGCUCAAGACUCGACCGGGGCGUCAUGUUUCCUGGGUCAGGGCUUCGUGGUCCCCGCGUCGAAAAGCCCAGCAUUUGCGCCUUUAGCUGCAGGCUAAUUAGGUGGCGAAUCCUGGAAGGUUGAAUUCAGCAUCGGCUCUGCUGCAUCAUUCGUUGGAGUCUGGUUCAGUCCUUGUCUCAAUCCGGCGCAACAGCCCCUUACCUUUAAUCCGGCGCAAUGGACCUCAAUCGAUCCCACGACCUCCGAACAGUUGCCUCCCGACACAGGGCAGGACGAUGCGGUCAGCUCUGCGAGGCGGAAGGCGUGCGCCAG